Perca fluviatilis (European perch) is the source of this 3203-nucleotide messenger RNA. Its product is annotated as WD40 repeat-containing protein SMU1-like. Gene Ontology annotation, cellular component: precatalytic spliceosome. The record is from RefSeq and is a predicted model, not a curated record. The transcript is spliced from 12 exons. Gene Ontology annotation, molecular function: protein binding. Gene Ontology annotation, biological process: mRNA splicing, via spliceosome. The coding region runs from base 124 to 1659 and encodes 511 amino acids. Lineage: Eukaryota; Metazoa; Chordata; Actinopteri; Perciformes; Percidae.
AAAAAAAUGCGAGACACAGAAGCACGUGUAGUGGGUGGUCCUCAGCACACUGCUUUCACGUGGCUCUAGCGAGCUCCGAGCCCGGCCGUCAGUCCAGCGGCAACAGCAGGAGACAAUAUCAGCAUGGCUGUGGAGAUGGAGCCUGCCGAUGUGAUCCUCCUGAUAAUGCAGUACCUCAAGGAGAACAACCUCUACAGAACACUGACCACCUUACAGGAGGAAACCACCGUCUCGCUCAACACGGUGGAAAGCAUCGACAGCUUCAUUGCAGAUAUAAAGAGCGGCCACUGGGACUCCGUCCUGCUGGCCAUCAAGUCCCUCAAGUUGCCUGACAACACACUUAUUGACCUCUAUGAGCAGGUUGUAAUGGAGCUCAUUGAAAUGAGGGAGGUGGGAGCAGCACGCUCACUCCUCAGACAAACUGACCCGAUGAUCAUGUUGAAGCAGACGCAGCCAGAGAGGUACAUCCAUUUGGAGAACCUGCUAACAUGCUCCUACUUUGACCCUCGUGAGGCGUACCUGAAAGGCAGCAGCAAGGAGAAGCGGCGCAGGGCCAUAGCCGAGGCGCUGGUGAGGGAGGUCAGCGUGGUGCCCCCUUCUCGCCUCAUGGGGCUCCUGGGACAAGUUGGCUCUAUGAGAAUACAGCAGUAUCCAGGUCACGUCUUCCCUGACACGACCAUCGAAACAUCUGGCAACAAGGACAAACAUGUGGAGAAGGAGAGCUUUCCGACACAGCUGUACCGCCACAUCAAGUUCGGGCGGCGGUCUCAUGUGGAGUGUGCCCGUUUCUCUCCUGAUGGCAAGUACUUAAUCACUGGAUCGGUGGACGGGUUCAUCGAGGUCUGGAACUUUAACACUGGAAAAAUUAGUAAGGAUUUAAAGUACCAGGCCCAAGAGAGCUUCAUGAUGAUGGAUGAUGCUGUGUUGUGUAUGUGCUUCAGUCAGGACACAGAUCUACUGGCAACUGGAGCUCAGAAUGGCAAAAUAAAGGUGUGGAAUAUCCAGAGUGGCUUGUGCACGUGCAGGUUCGAUCAUGCCCACAACAAAGGAGUGACUUGUGUAAGCUUCUCCAAGGACAACAACCAGAUCCUCAGUGCCUCCUUUAACAAGACCAUCAGAAUCCAUGAAUUGAGGUCAGGCAAGUUGCUAAAGGAGUUAAACGGCCAUUCAUCGUUUGUAAAUGAUGCAUCUUUCACUCACGAUGGACUUCACAUCAUCAGUGCCUCCUCUGAUGGCACAGUUAAGAUUUGGAAUACAAAAUCCUGCGAGUGCAUCCACACUUUCAAAUCUCUGUCCCGGACACCAGAAGUCCCUGUCAACAACGUGAUUCCUCUCCCCCAAAAUCCAGAGCACUUUGUGAUUUGCAACCACUCCAACACGGUGGUCAUCAUGAGCAUGCACGGUCAGACUGUGAAGACCUUCAGCUCAGAUAGAAAGGAAAGGGCCGACUUUGUGUGCUGCACCCUGUCGCCCCACGGGGAGUGGAUUUACUGUGUGGGAGAGGACUUGGUGCUGUACUGCUUCAACUAUACGACAGGAAGGCUGCAGAAAACGCUGACCGUACACGAGAAAGAUGUAAUUGGCAUUGCUCACCACCCACAUGAGAAUCUGAUUGCCACAUACAGCGAGGACGGCCUCCUGAGGUUAUGGAAACCUUGAGCUGCCUCCUGCAUCGUGAAAUGGAGGACCCAGAGAAGCUUACAAGUGGUUAGAAAGCAAUUUAUUCAUUUCUGUGUAAUGAAAACAGAUGGAAUUAAUAAAACAAAUGGAUACAUUUAAUCCAUCAGUAAUUAAUACUAUAAGGUCCAUUUAGUAUCUGGUCUGGAGCUUUAGGUCAUGAUCUUUAUCAGCAGAUGUUUUUUCCCAGUUGUCAUGGGAAGUUCAGGUUACAGCCAAUGAGAGUGUUUGUUACAUCUGUUGGUUAGAUUAGAAAGAUUUUGCUACAUAGUGGGGAAGUGGAAAAUUCAUAAAGUUGGCAAAUGAAAAAAGUAAACAGUUUACUUUAAGUUGGUAAAUCAGAAUGGAAAUUGAGAAAAUAAUCUUUUUCAAUCUCUCUUUUAAAGAUAAAAGGAUAAGGAAGUCAAUGUGCUGUCAUUUCUAAUAAUAAGAAGAAUAUUAUAUGAUAUUGUUAGUGAUUUCCAUGAAAACUUCCACUCAGCCCAAAGUAAGUUUCAGCUGCAGACGAAUGCGCAUUUGGUGCUCUAGUGAGUUAUUUACAGCAGCAGGAUGGUGUAUGUGAUGUCGACUAAAUAAAGUACAGUACAUGUCGCCCAGUGCAACACUGUGGCUCACUGAUAUGUUUUAUAUCUGGCUUUGGACCCACAAUACUUGUUAGUGGGAUCAAUUCAGUGUUGGUUUUGGGUCUUUGCAUUUGACAAUAAGAACAAAUACAGAAUAUCAAAAAGUAUCCUUUAAGCAUAUUGUUAAACUCAUUUAUAAACUCUAAGUGGGUCUUAAUGAACACAUUUCUUUCUAUUUGUAACAUAUCGUCAUUUUUAUAUACUUUUUUUUAUCGAUUAGUGAAUCUGUGAGGUCUUUGCUUUAUAAACGUUUGACACACACACCCCCUCAUGGAUCUAACAUCACCAUUGCAGUUUGACUCCCCAUCUCUUCUGUCUUUAUUAGACAUGAAAAUGCAUGAUGGUGAACUGUUGUGGAAAUAUUUAUAGUUAUAUUUUAAAAAAGCGCUUCUUGUUUGGGCAUAAACAAACGAUAUCAGGUAUAUUAUUUGACAGCUUUGGUUAAUAAUGAUAUUUUUGUAACUUUGAUUCAAUGAUUCAGGUUUAAUGAUUUGUUUUUUCUUUCGUGUUCCCCGCAUGCUACCUCAGUACACGGUCUAAAUGUGGCUCUACAAUAAUUUUAGUACUCCUUAAAAAUAAGCAUGACUAAUGAUAAACCUCAAUGGAGCUCCGGUGACACAUUCUGUAACUGUGUGUAUAUAAGAAAAGUAUUUAACGUGGUCCCAUCAUUGUCAGUUUGUUAAACCAACUGUAAUCUGUGUUCCUAUGCAUCAGUGUGCCUGCAAGAAACUGCCUUGACCAGUAUUUAUUAUUUGUACUAUAGUAUUUGGUACUUUCUAUCAUCUGUCUCUACACUAUGAUUAUCCAUAGAUCAUUGUUGCAAAUUGUGUAGUCAUUACACUAUUUUAUAUUUAUUGUUGUAUGUAAUACUGCAAGCCAAAAAUGAUUAUAAAUAAAAUUUAA